This is a messenger RNA of Coregonus sp. 'balchen', 8696 nucleotides long. Lineage: Eukaryota; Metazoa; Chordata; Actinopteri; Salmoniformes; Salmonidae. The record is from the annotation of a GenBank genome assembly.
CUUUCACGAAGCUUCGGUCCUCUUGUCUACCUCAACAAACUGUAGGCUAUCUCAACCCUCUAAUAACUUGAUGGAAAAAUCGACAUAUCAGUGCAUACAGGAUACAACUGUCUUUGUUGUUAUCAAUGGGAGAUGAUGAAGACGUCUUGAUCAAUGCGCAAAUAGAUGAAGGUUCUAGGCACGAGAGGAAAUAUCACAAAAUAUGGGCAAACUCCAAUCAAAACAUGGUAAUACUUGGUAUUUAGUUUCGUUUCAGAAGCUACUGUAUAUCUCUUAAUAACCUAAAUGUAACAAUAUUUUCUUUCUCUCUUUAUGUUUCCAUUCCAUGCAUAAUUUGGAUAGCCUGUAAACGCAGAGAAAAUCCUGAAGGUAAAGAAUCACAUUUAGGAAAGUCUCAAAUGUAUGUCUCUCAAACAUAGUGUUAUGCAGGAUAUAGACCAUUUCUUUUUUGUUUGUUUGUUUCUUCCAGGUGGUAGUUUUGCUGCCAAUGUGCUCACCUGUCAUAGAGAGCUGGAACAUACGGGUCUCCACACCCACAAAAUCAGAUUCAAGCAGGUACUGUACAAUGCAUUUUCCAGAGAUAUUGAGAUAUGAUUAACAUUUCUUUUGUUGGCAGAUUUUCAGUGAGAAAGAGGGAAAAAGUCAUCAGAAAUCAGUAGCCAUAUACCCUACUGCCAAAUCCUUCUCACACCUAAAUCCCCAUAGGCCUUCUUCCCUAGGAUGGUUCUUUGGUUUGUCAAUGCUAACAGUUAGUUGUUUACCAAACACUAGUUUGUAUUUUGCAUCCUGGGGGGUUAGCAUCCUUCUCUGGACCAUGUUCAUGAUGCAUCUGCUUCUGGCUCUUUCUGGCCUAGAAAUGCCUGUAAAUGGAAAGCAACACAGACACAUGUGUGUCAUUAGAGUUGAGAGGAUUGAACUUGGAUAAUGACGCUAACAAGAACCAGAAUGGUGGAGUCCUGUGACGGGUGAGCUGAAUGGAACACAGCCUCCCAGAGUGGAAGAGCUUAGAACCCUAAUGAAAAAAUGAAGGCAGUGUAUGAUACAUUGGUUCUUAUCUAAGACAAAGGGAGGCAAAUUGACAAUUCUCAAUAUUGAAUACAUUACGUUGUAUUCAUCAAUCUUUAUACAUAAAUCACAGCCAAAGUAUGUACCAUCUGGGUAAACAACAAAUAACAUUUUGAAUUGCUGCCUUCUCAGUCUUGUUGACAUCCUGAUUCAUCCAUCCAUAGAGGAUUGACACUGUCAGUCACCACUUCGCACUAGGGUUCACUGACUCGGAAUCACAUGUGCAUGAUGUCUCAGCCAGGUCUGCCCCUCCCUCCCUCCCUUCCAGUCCCAGCCAAGGCAAAGCAACCACAAGGAUGAUAGAACAGUAUAAGCACACAGCCAAGCCAGGGACAUGAAAGGUGUUUGGAGAGCGGCUUUUUUCCCCCUGCUCCUUCGUUUGCUCUCUGUGAGAGGAGGCUGUCAUGUCUGUGUGAAAUGCAUAUGGCCGCUGUCCAGAACAGCAGGGUCUUUCAUUGCCGCCACACUGAAACCCCACAUCUGGUGCUGGCGGCGGGGGGGGGGACGGGGACAAGGUAUGGUAGGCGGAGUGUCUGGCGGUGGGUGGAACCCCUUCACAUGUAGGCUUAGUAGUGUUAAUGAGACGGUCACAUUUGGGAAGCUGUAGCAUAGUGAGAGUACAACAUCUUGAUGCUCAUAACUCUUCUUUGACUCUUAAUUGUGCGACCACUCACUGCCUCACUCACAUAUUUUAAAUGUCUUCUUUUCUCUCUCGCAAUCAUCUUUCAACACUUGGAAAGACCCAUUGGAGCCAUUUUGAAUGCCUGCUGUAGUGCCAUUUUGUACUCAUUGUGGCGGUGAGGAGGUGUUAAUGAAGUGUUGGUCUAUGUUGCUGUCUCUCUGGAGCCUGUAAUUAGGAAAGAGAGGCUGAGCCUGCCAGGUUUCUGUAAUGAGACCAAGGUCUUCCACGUCUUUUUAAUGACAGUUCAGUUGUUCCUGUGAUUCUGUAUUCCAGCUCCUCCAUUAGCUGCUCCAUGGCACCACUGCUUAUGUAACUGCCAGCAGGGGGUCUAGCUAGCUACAGUUUGUAGUGUACUGGUAUACUGAAUGUUCUUUGCCUGGGCACUUCAUGCGUGUGUCUGGCUGUCUUAAGAUUAUGUUAAAUGUUUGUCCUCUUUUCAGUAAGGAAGCUUGAUUAUAGUGUCAACUGUGAUGCCUCGAUCGUGGUGUCCAGUGUCUAGCAGUCACACGUACUGUAUCACUUGUGUCAACAUCCUACAGCCUCAGGUCAUAGACCCAGUGAGACGCCAAAGCUCUCCGUCACGCACCCUAUUCAAAGAGCCCACUGUUAGUCAUGGAAGAAUUCCUAUUUUCUUCCAUCUCCUUCUCCUCUUCUGGCUGCUCAACUUCAAAAAGUGGAGCAAAAUCCUGAAUUAAUGUGUGCUUUCAUUUCUGUAAAGAUCAUUCUGUGGUGAUUCUACUCAGUUCUAUGUGUGCGUGUUUAAAAAAAAUCCUGUUUCGAUAUCUGUAAUAAUAUGCCAUUUAGCAGACGCUUUUAUCCAAAGCGACUUACAGUCAUGCGUGCAUACAUUUUUUUUUGUGUAUGGGUGGUCCCGGGGAUCGAACCCACUACCUUGGCGUUACAAGCACUGUGCUCUACCAGCUGAGCUACAACCUUAUUUCCAACAGGAUGUUAAACAAUUUCAGACUUGCAGAACAAUUAACCUCAAUAUUGACAUACUGUUUCUGUUUAAUUACAAGGACUCAGGGUGGAGUGUUGACAAUAUCACCUGAAGCAAUAACAAAGGCACUUUUCAUUAUUAAACCUGUUUGUCCAAGGCAGGUCUGGAUCAUGUACAGCUCAGUCAAGUGAGCCAGAGAGUCUGUAUAAUGUACAAACACAAAGUAGAAAAAAAGUUGUCUGAUAAAAUGCAACCAACCAUAUCAGAAUCGGAUUGCAGUUUGCAUCAAUGUCUCUGUAUGGAUUUCUAUUUGGAACUGCAGUGUUGGUUAAACUGGGCCAGUCAUUCUGUUGUGUUUGGAGAAGGAAUCUUCCUUCUAAUUCUCUUCUUAUGUUUCCACCAAGGUGUUUCUGUCCUGUUUGUUGACCCAGAGGUUUCUGUUUGUUAUUCUACUGUUCAGACUCUGGUCUGUGAUCAUAUUUGGCCUGAAAUCGCCUCCCAGAACAUUCCAGCUCUAUGCCAGGGAAGCCGGUUUUCCCAAACACAGAUUGGAUUGUUCAGGUGGCUGGGUCUCCCUUUCAUGUUUGGUUACCCACCUUGUUUGUUGGGCUGUUAGCUCAGACAGAGGAUGAGCGAGAAAGAGAGACAGACAGACAUACAGAGAGACAGAGACAGAGAGACAGAUAGAGACAGAGGCUGAGAAAGAAAACAUGGUCAUGUCAGUAGGUGGUGAGAACCCUUGGACAUCUCUACCCACAAUGAUCUGACAUUUUCCCACUGCUUUCUGCCCUCAAGGCCAGCAGAUCUGAUUUGCCAGUUGGAGAGAGGCCCAGUUCUAUAGCUAGAUACUCGUACAGACUCUGGCUCCAGCGUUUCCUCACCCAACCACAGCUCAACAUCCAAAUCCCUCCCUCAGUUCCCCUCCUCCAGAAAUCACUCACAUCUGGUUUCUGUGAGCAAGGUCAGACCUCUAAAAAUGAGAACUUCUUAAUGGUUAUUCUCUGACUUAACGUUAACUAUUGCCUGAGCCUGAAAACAACCCCAACCCCCUUUACAUUAUUUGAAUAUGAACUUGUAUACCAACUUCCAGAGACUUAUCUUCCUAUUAUGUAUAUAACAGAAGCCGAUUCACAUAAACUCCUGCGAUGAAGCAACCAUCCUUCCCCAUACAGCCCCACCCCCAUACGAUCAACCACCUAUCCAGGUAUUGGUUGACAGGAACAGAGAUGAUCAACCACCUUUCCAGGUAUUGAUUGACAGGAAGAGAGAUUGUUAAAACAAAGCCCUGUACUGUUCUCUUCCCAGGGCUCUGCGUUUGACUCUAACUAAAGGCAGGUGGGAGAGAGGGGGCCUACAGGACAGGAUGCAAAGCUUGGUGACACCCAGUUGAGUGCAGGAAAGGCCCCCGCUCCCCUCCCCUCUCGGUUGGUAACCCUACCCCAGAUGAAAGGGCCCGUAGCAGGCAGAGCGUGGCGGUCGAUGGCAGGGGUUUGGCUGGUAUGCUGGUUGAAGCCAUCAGCAGUCAGGGUUAUCUGUCAGCAUGGUCCUCUCAGACUCCACAGGCUCUUUGUUACUCAUCUGCAUCUGUCAGAGCUGUGGGCGGCUGGCUGCUGGGAAUGUCUGUGGUGGAGACAGUCAGACGCACAGAUCCAAUGUUUUGGUGCUUUCACUGUCCUUUUUUGAAGGUAUGGUUUCUGACUUGUUGCAACAGAGGGCUGGAUAUCAUAUGCUCAGAUCUUGAUAGGUCUUGAUAGCACAUGCAAUAUGCUCAACACCAUUCAAGGGAACACCUAGUUUCAAAGUGUGGGUACUCACCAAGCAACAACUACCCAGUGGAUUAAGUCUCCUGAGUGGCACAGUGGUCUAAGGCACUGCAUCGCAGUGCUAGCUGUGCCACUAGAGAUCCUGGUUCGAAUCCAGGCUCUGUCGCAGCCGGCCGUGACCGGGAGACUCAUGGGCGGCGCACAAUUGGCCUAGGGGAGGGAAUGGCCGGCAGGGAUGUAGCUCAGUUGAUAGAGCAUGGCGUUUGCAACGCCAGGGUUGUGGGUUCGAUUCCCAUGGGGGGCCAGUAUGAAAAAAAAAUAUAUGUAUUCACUAACUGUAAGUCGCUCUGGAUAAGAGUGUCUGCUAAAUGAUGUAAAAUUUAGUUGAAGUUAAUAGCCCUUUUGAGCCCAUUGGCAUUAUAAAUAGGUUGUAGUCUCAGCAGGUUCAUGAACAUAGUCUGUACAUUUACGAUGUGUUAUUGUUUCCAUAUGUGACGCUCAGUUCCACUCAUAUAUGGGAACUCUGUAGGUGAUAAUACUUUAAUACCAAGAGUGACUUAAUGGAUUUACUUUUACUGGAUAUAGUGAUGUCAAAGCUGGCAUGGUCAGGGCAUGAGCAUGACUGCCUGCCUGCCUGCUCUUACAGUAAAUUCACCCUUAUAGGUUCUAUUUUUCUCCAAUGCUUUAUUCCCUCUCUGAGAACAGAAUAAAAACAUUCUCAUUUACAGCAAUGACCUGGGGAAUAGUUACAGGGGAGAGGAAUGAGCCAAUUGGAAGCUGGGGAUGAUUAGGUGGCCAUGAUGGUAUGAGGGCCAGAUUGGGAAUUUAGCCAGGACACCAGGGUUCACACCCCUACUCUUACGAUAAGUGCCAUGGGAUCUUUUAGUGACCACAGAGAGUCAGGACACCUGUUUAACGUUCCGUCCCAAAGACAGCACACUACACAGGGCAAUGUCCCCUAUCACUGCCCACAGUGGAGGUGUAUUAAUACCCAUAAAACCUAGUGGUGAAACAAGGAAAUGGUCCCAUUCGUUUUCAGUUUCCUCUUAGGGGAUUUUAGAAACACUUCAAAUAAGAGCUGUGUUUCGUGUAGGCUUACUGGUGUGACAUUUUGAUAACCAUGUAAAUCUCUCUCGGACAAGGUGACUUUUAUAAAUAUAUUCGGCUCUAUUUACGCUCAGAUUCAAAAAUGCUAAUUAGCCUCAAAGUAGACAUCAUGCAAAACUACAAAUCCCUGCAAGCUCCUGCACGUCAUCUCUAGCUGACACCUUUGCUAACAGGUAUUGUGUCAAUUUAAAACCUGCACAAGACAGUUCACAGAAUUGGCUAUUUUAAAGAAAUUGUGCACAUUUAUGAAUGACAAAAUUUAGCUAACAUUAGAUGGUUAAUCCAGAGAUUCUUACCUUUGCCUCGAUUAGUCAGUCUCGUCCAGAUCAUCAUGGCAUUUGUAGUUCUUUAUCAUAGCCACAUUAGCAGCUAAUUAGCAUUUCAUUUUUAGGGGGUAAAUACAGGUGAAAAUAUUGAUAAAAGUCACCUUGUCCUAGAGAGAUUUACACGGUUAUCAAAAUGUCACACCAGGGUAAGCCUACACAAAACACAGCCCUUAUUUGAAGUGUUUCUAAAAUCCCCUAUGAGGAAAAUGAAUGGUGGAAAAAUGAUUGGGACCAUUUCCUUGUUUCACCACUAGGUUUUAUGACUCAUACUGGGGUACUCUAUUGGGAUCUUUUUUUAGACCAGAGGAAAGAGUGCCUCCUACUUACUGGCCUUCCAAUACCACUUCCAGCAGCAUCUUGUCUCCCAUCCAGGGACUGACCCUUCUUAGCUUCAGUGGCAGUGUGAUGCAGGAUGGUAUGCUGCUGGAAGCGUCUUGACCUUCUGUUCCCCACUCGGUCCCAUGUGACAAGGUUCCGGGGUUCUCCGCUGACCCUCUGUACAUCAACUGUAGAACACACUCUGUCCCAGUGAGCGGAGGAGAUCAGGGGUCAGAUUAGAGGCUCAGCUUUCAUCCCAAAGGGGAAAUGAAUUACUACUGGUCCUGUGCUAGCUACUUGUAUAUCAAAUUAGCGUUCUUCUAUGGUGUGUGUGUGUGCGUGCAUGUGCGUAUUUAGUAUUUAGAGCUGUGUCUGCAUUACAUCUGAUUAGUUAUAGAACACAUAAGGCUUUAAUGAAUUUAUCGGAAGUUGAGGUGAACUUGAAAACAUCAGCUGGGAGCUGGUUCUCACAGUAUUAUUUACCCAGAUGAUGACAAACAAUAGGCCCCCAGACUAUCAUAGAUUUCCUGCUCUCACAUAAUUUAUUGCUUCCUUGUCUUUCUCCUUCUCCCUCUGUAUAUCCCCCCCCCCCCAUCUGUGACUUCUUCUCUCCUAAUUCUCACUUGGUCCAUCCCUCCUCUCCUUCUUUUUCCAGGAGUUGUGCAGAAGGGAAGUGAAGGAUGAGCAGUCCCUGAACCAUAAGUGCCCCCUACAGGGUGAGUAGAGAAAGACGGCUCAGUGGAUCAGGCUGAUCACAUUACUGUUGCACUGAUCCAAAUCUAGCAUUCCAAAUCUAGCAUGCAUCAUUAACUUAACAUCAUAGACUUACUCAAUGAUUGACCUGUUUGAUUCGGUAUGGUUAAUAUCUUAACUAAAAAUUCCCCUUGCUUGUCGGUGAAACCUGGGAUACUGUGUGUGUUAUCGUCUGUAAACAGCAAACACAAAGGCUAAUGAGAGUAUACUUUGUUUGUUUUACAGUAGUACUGCCACCAGAGAAGGGAGGGGAGAAGGAGAGAGAGAGCUACAUCCACGUUCCAUUCAGACAGCCCAGGAAGAGGAACAGCCAUGUUGAUGUGAGUGGCUUUUGGCCUUUUACUGUCCUGUACACUACAACUACAAAAGGAGUUGAUCUAUAGAAUCUCUAUAUAGAGUAUAGCAGGGGUUUGUUUGAUGACCAUAAUAUGGUCCCUGUUGUGUUGGUUCACCUGUUGUGUUUGGUCCUAUGUAGCUCAGUUGGUAGAGCAUGGAGUGGCAAUGCCAGGCUAGUUGGUUCAAUUCCUGGGACCACUUGUACGUAAAAUGUAAGCAUGCAUAAAAGUGUCUGCGUAAUGGUGACAAUUAUUCAUGGUUACAGGACACAGAGUGUAACGUGGUGUUGGAAGAUGACACUCGACAGGAGUGGGUCUUCACACUGUAUCACUUUGACAACAGUGGUAAAGUCACCAAGGAGGUACGGUAGCUUCACACACCUGCAACUUUUGCACAUUAUGAGUUUUCUCUUAAGAUGAAGUCAACCCUGGAGCCUUGCUAAUGGUGUGUUUGAGUGUGUGUGUCUGUGUGUUACAGGAUAUGUCCAGUCUCAUGCAGUCCAUCUAUGAGGUGGUUGAAGCGUCGGCCAAGCAGCCGUCCUGUAGCAGCACAGCCCUGAAGGUCAAACUGGUGGUGGCCCCCUCCAGCAGCUCCGGCCGGGGCUCCAGAACAGGGGACAGAAUGGAGGAAGUCCAGCAGGAGGAGGCAGGGAGCCCAGAGAGGACUUUUCACUGUGUGGAUGAAAACACAGAACGCAGGAACCACUACGUAGAACUAGCUGGGAUAGAGAACUAUUCCUCCAAGUUUGACGAUGCAGGUAGGUACACAAUGACCAUUUAUUUUCAGCACUUUUGAGGCACAGAUCAUUAAAGUCAACAUGUUUUUACUGAAAAUACACCAAAGAUGAAUGACAUUCAUCAAAAAGAAAUGACAGCAUUCCAUGAUGUUUUCCAUCCUCUGCAGACGUCCCCUCUCAGGUGCCCAGACCGGACACCCGCUCAGAUCAGCAGCGCCGCUCAGUGGUGGUGGGGGAGAACUGCGGCCCUACAGAGUCCAAAGGCAGGGGCCUUUCCUUCCUCCGGUCUCUCAGGGGCCAAGCCAAAGCAGUGGGGGGAGACAGAGGAGGGGGAGGAGGAGGUGGGGAUAAAUCAAGCAAGCUCCAUUGCCACCACUCCUCCAUGUGGUGCCACCCCUCCCAGCCACACUCCCAGCCCCAACUUCCCUUACAGCACAGCCAGAGCAAGAGGCUUCGCUCCAGGGCCAGAGAGGCUGGGUCCCCCUCAAGAACCCUCCACCACCUACAGCAGUCUGGUUCUCAAGCUCAGCCAGGGGGAGAGAGGGUGACACUGCCCAGCCUGCCUGCCUACUCUGGGGGCUUGAUCCCCCUGGUUCAGAGGCAUGAGCACCACCACCACCACGAGCACCAUCACCACCACCAUCACCACCACUACCACCCCACAGCAUGA